Pseudomyrmex gracilis is the source of this 3018-nucleotide messenger RNA. RefSeq names its product probable serine/threonine-protein kinase DDB_G0278509 (gene Neos). Lineage: Eukaryota; Metazoa; Arthropoda; Insecta; Hymenoptera; Formicidae. Gene Ontology annotation, molecular function: RNA binding. The transcript is spliced from 8 exons. Bases 437 to 2476 code for a protein of 679 amino acids. The record is from RefSeq and is a predicted model, not a curated record.
CCCAAAUCAGCCAAUCGCGGCAGGUCUCUCAGAUCUUGCCGCCUAAAAUUUCUCAAUGAGAAUUACGGCACGAAGAAAUUCUCAUGUGCUCCCGACUUAACAACAUCAAGACUAUUCCUGUCUGAGUUGUGCACGCGACUCGUGCCCGAUAACUGGCUUCGUUAAAAUGUCUCUGUUGUAAGUUGAUCGUACAAAUUGUGGACACAAAUCGCAACACACGAUCGUACACAAAAAACAGAAGUUUCUCACCGAAAAGGAUUUUCUCCCAUAUCUCGCGUGUCGAAUCGUCGAACAAUCAGAGAUAUAUAUACACAUGAGAUUGGCUGGUGUCAUUCCACAAACAGUAAUUAAAUACUAAUUAACUUUGUACGCGCUUUGUACUUAUGUUGUUGUGAAUUUUAUUUGUAUCUGCUCCUUGUUUGCGCACUUUAGCAGGAUGAGUGCCAGAUUGCUAAAAGAUCCCGCUACCGCGUCCAGUCGUAUAUUUGUGGGUCACUUGCAAACUGACGACGUUACGAAGCUGGAACUUGAGGAACAUUUCUCGAAAUACGGCAAUGUCAUAGCGUCUAUAAUAAACAGAGGCUUUGGAUUCGUUCAGUUUGAGGACGAGCACGCCGCUCAGAACGCCAUUAAGAAUGAAGACGGUGCAAUGUUCAAAGGCAGACGUAUAGAUGUGAGACCUGCGAAGAAAGACAACCAGUCCAACAGUGGGAACGCGGGCAACGCGAGUAUGAAACAAAUGAGCGGACCGAACAAUCAGUUUAAUCCGACAAAUGUUCCGUUCAGCAACACAAGUGACACGUUCGGUGGAAAUAAAGGAAACUUUUCGAGCGGAAAUGCAAGUUUCAACAUGAAUCAAGAUUUUGGAAACAACGACAACUUCGGUAACAACCAGCUAAAGGACAUGAAUCCCCAGACCAAGAGCGGCGGAAACUUUGACGAUGGGAAUCAACUUGGAAGUGAGCAGUUUAAUGGGAAACAAAAUAAUAAUAAUAAUAAUAAUAAUAACCACAACAACGGGAACGAUCAUUUUAAUAAUCCCAUGCAACCUCGCAAUCAAUUUAAUUUAGGUAAUUUAAAUCGUGGAAACGAUCAGUUUGCCGUUGGUCAUCAAAACAGAGGUCCUCCAAACAAUCAGUUUGGAAAUAACAAUCAGUUAGGAAAUCAGAACAGACUCGGAGGAGGAGGGAAUCAGAAUCGAAAUCAAAAUAACGCGGGGAAUAACAAUCAAAAUCAAAAUAGCGGAGCACCCGGCGCCCAGGGUGGUGGCGGCGGUCCUCCCCACCGAACAAGAGGAAGCAGAGGUGGUCGAAAUAGAAAUAAGAACAACCAAAACAAUCAAAACAUGAACAACAACAAUUUCAGAGAUCGUAGUCCCAUUAACAGAAAUAAUCGCAUAGAAGACAAGGUGAAUCCCAGAGACUGGGAACUCAAGCAGGGUGAUAGUAGAUUGCGUGGCAACACAUUCGCUAGAGAUUCGUUCGGCGACAGCGGGAAUCGUUUCGACGACUUCAAAGCUUCCACCACCAGAGACACCAACACGAGUUUCGGAAACGCCAGCGCAACGUCCGAUUACCUUGGGGCUGCAGCUGAGAAGAACGACUGUGAAAUCAUAGUUGUCAACAAAGCGUUAACGAAAUACGCGGAAGAGAUUGAGUUGCGGUUGAAACAGAUAGGUCUGUUGGUGGAUCUGCUCUUUCCAAAUGAGGACGUUCCUUUGGGUCGCGUAUUGGGAAAUAUCGCGAGCCGUGGCUGUUUGUACGCCGUGGUUGUUACGCCGAUCAAUCACGAACAUCAUUCCCUGACACUGAACAUCUUGCACGGUUUGCCACAAGAACACAGAAACAUGCCCGUUGAAGACGCCAUAAAUUUGAUUUCCCGAGACUUCGCGAACUACAAAGCGGGGGGCAGUCGUUCCAUUCCUCUUAACACACCUCUGGCGAACGAGCGCCAUCCGGACGCCAUACAAGUUCUGUUAAAUAUAUUGGCCGACAAUCAUCAGCUCACGGUUCUGCAAUACGACCGUGUGAUCAAGUACCUCGAGAUGAGACGUGAGGAACAAGUCCAGGUCGAAUUGGGCGACGUCAAGGAUUUGCCGGUAACGACGCCGCUCGCGCCGCCCAACGAUCCGAAACAGGCCGAGUUGCAGACGAGGAUAUUGAAUAUUUUGAACAACAGCAAAACGAGCUCGUCGGCAACGUCAGAUCCGAGCCCCGUCCCACCACCGGUCUCAGCGCCAGCUCCUGUACCUCCGGCUACUUGGGGAACUGCAUCGAGCACUGCCACGACGUCGUCGAUGACGAAUUCCACAACGGGGGUAUCGCCGUCGCCUCUUCUGAACGAUCCCACGGUACAAAAAGCCCUCGACAGUCUGUUGCAAGGGAAUCUGUUGAAAAGUAUUGGCGAUCAACAACAGCCGGCCCCGGGCGGAGCGCAGCCGUUGUUCGCCGCUUUUCCGAACAUCGGUAGAUUUUAAUUUCGCGCGGAAAUAAAAUUUAUCGACGUUUUUUACGACGUCUCAUCUCAUUUGUAAGAUUUAGAAUAUUUGAUACUCUGUUCUUCUCGCACUUACUAAAGAAGCCGAAUCCUGCCCUCCUCCGGGCAGGCAGGAAAGAGACAAAAAGCGCAGCGAUAAUAUUUUAGUACCAUUGUAUAUUAAUCGUGUAAUUGUAUUAUAUAUAUAAAUGUCAUUGAAUUAAAAAAAACAUUGCAGUUAGUGAGAGUUCAGACAAAAAAAAAAAAGAAACAAAAAAGAAAAAAAAAAAAAGAAAAAAAUGUAGCACAAUUACAUUUGUUAAAUUUACGCGAUUACUGUUAACGCCUAUGGUUUAUGGUAGUUAGAUGUAUUUAUAAGUAGUAUUAUAAAAUACACGCAAACACACACACACACACACACAUAUACACACGGUAUAUGUUUAAGGUAUAUCUUUUAAUAAAUAUUGUACCACAACAACAGAGAGAAGCCUGAGAGAGCGGUCAUGAUGGGUGGAUUUUGCGCGUUCCCGCUCCGCGAGCGCC